Messenger RNA from Mycena indigotica, 987 nucleotides. RefSeq lists its product as uncharacterized. The record is from RefSeq and is a predicted model, not a curated record. NCBI's taxonomy places the organism in Eukaryota, Fungi, Basidiomycota, Agaricomycetes, Agaricales, Mycenaceae. Bases 1 to 987 code for a protein of 328 amino acids. The transcript is spliced from 2 exons.
AUGCCGUCUACAACGUGGGCCCCGCCCGCCAAUGCACGCCUGUCUUCCGCGAGCACCACUGGGAAUCUCAUGUGCAAAGGAAGAUGGUACCCGUGCCGAGGCGCGUCCUUCAAGAACCUUCAUUCUCUGCUGUCGCUGGCCAUCCCGUCCAGCGUUGGGCUACUUUUCAAUAACUCCUUGCGGCUCUGGUUGGAAGGACGGUGGAUGGGCACUUGUGGACUGGCUCCAGGGUGGGCAAUGAAGAACGGGGACUUUGGUGGUGGAAAUCCCAGAUGCGUCUACUCAAUUGCUACACAUUCACAUAUUCCGACGCCUGGACUUUUCCCUAUCAUCCGAGCCCUGUUCUUCUCGAGUAACAGCUUUCCCGACCAAUUGUCCUAUCCUUCUAUCAUGCCCCGCCAUUCCAGAAACACCAAGCGGCCCCGUUAUAUCCUCUUCCUCGUCCUACAUGCUAUGUACAGCUUCCGCAUCUCGUUCGCUGCUGCGGGACCGAAUCACGAGUACGAACCGACUUAUGGUCAUCACAGGAGAACGGCACCCGGCUCGUUUACCACCGACACUGUCGCUUUCUGUCUGCCGACACGAAUACCACCAACUCGACCUUUUUCCAUCUCCAAGCUUCUUAUGCAUCUCCAAACGAUUUCCCCGACAUUCACAUGGCGACUCCAUUAUGUGGUCGCGGCGCGAUUAUAUGUAGUCAUUACAGACCUCACUUAUUCCUUCCUCCUCUCCGCGACCAUAUCUCCGCAUCCAGCGUUCCUCCAGCUCUCACACUCCUCCUCCAGCACAAUAGAGGUCGCAAAUGCAUCAAUCGACAAUAACGGGGCCCAAAGUCGGCAUUCUUGCCUUAUCUCAAGCGUCAUAUUGCAAAAACAGCAUAUAUCGCUUUCCGCGGGUGUUCUCCUUAUAGGUCACUCGCAACGACUGGCCCGUACACAAUACCAUGCUCCUGCAUUGCCCGCCCGGGCUCACAGGCGAAAUUGGUAG